This is a messenger RNA of Conger conger (European conger), 1946 nucleotides long. RefSeq names its product transcriptional regulator Myc-like. Gene Ontology annotation, molecular function: protein dimerization activity; RNA polymerase II cis-regulatory region sequence-specific DNA binding; DNA-binding transcription factor activity, RNA polymerase II-specific. NCBI's taxonomy places the organism in Eukaryota, Metazoa, Chordata, Actinopteri, Anguilliformes, Congridae. Gene Ontology annotation, biological process: positive regulation of cell population proliferation; regulation of transcription by RNA polymerase II. The transcript has 3 exons. The record is from RefSeq and is a predicted model, not a curated record. Bases 248 to 1501 code for a protein of 417 amino acids.
GAUAUUCUUAUUCUUGCAGCAAAUGAAAAGCCGUGUAGCGGUCUUCGCAGUCAGUCUAGAGUACGUGCUGCAUGCGUAGCUAGACGUAUAACACAGGGAAGCGAGGACUUAAACCCAGCAUUGGCGAGGACUACUCCCACUUUGGAAUAUUACUUUCACUUGGCACUUAUCGGCGUGGUUUAUUUAUACGCAUUUUCUCAUCGAACUGAGUUUUCCAUUUGUCUUUGUCACUGACACGGCAGUCACCAUGCCGCUGAAUUCAAGUUUGGCGAGUAAAAACUACGAUUACGACUACGACUCCAUCCAGCCUUACUUCUACUUUGACAACGAAGAUGAGGAUUUUUACCAUCAGCAACGUAGCCAGCUCCAACCACCGGCUCCUAGCGAGGACAUCUGGAAGAAAUUUGAGCUGCUGCCCACGCCUCCACUGUCCCCGAGUCGGCGACCCUCUCUCUCCAGCCUAUUCCCUUCAACGGCAGAUCAACUAGAGAUGGUCACCGAGUUUCUUGGGGACGACGUGGUCAACCAGAGUUUCAUUUGCGACGCGGACUACUCCCAGUCCUUUCUCAAGUCUAUCAUUAUCCAGGACUGCAUGUGGAGCGGCUUCUCUGCUGCAGCUAAGCUGGAGAAAGUGGUGUCAGAGAGACUUGCAUCACUUCAGGCUGCUAGAAAAGAGUCCUCAAUUACUGACACAACCGGCAGCAGCACGUGUCGGGUGAAUGCCAGCUACUUGCAAGACCUUAAUACCUCAGCGUCGGAAUGCAUAGACCCGUCAGUUGUCUUUCCGUAUCCACUGACCGAAACCUCCAAACCCAGCACGAUAAUAUCCCCCCCGACUUUGGCUUUGGACACACCACCAAACAGCGGUAGCAGCAGCAGCAGCGGUAGUGAUUCAGAGGAUGACGAUGAGGAGGACGAUGACGACGACGACGAUGAUGAUGAUGAGGAGCAGGAGGAAGAAGAUGAAGAAAUUGAUGUGGUCACGGUGGAGAAGAGGCAGGCUGUGAGAAGGUCCGAGUCGAACGCGCUGGGAGUCCCUGGCAGACCUCACCACGGCCCCCUGGUUUUGAAGCGGUGCCACGUGCCCAUCCACCAACACAACUAUGCCGCCCACCCGUCCACGCGGAACGAACAGCCCGCCGUCAAGAGGCUAAAGCUGGAGAGCAGCGGCAGGGUCCUCAAGCAGAUCAGCAACAACCGAAAAUGCACGAGCCCCAGGACGUCGGACUCUGAGGAUAACGAUAAAAGGCGGACUCACAACGUGCUGGAGCGUCAGAGGAGGAACGAGCUCAAGCUCAGCUUCUUUGCUUUGCGGGACGAAAUUCCCGAGGUCGCGAACAAUGAGAAAGCGCCUAAAGUCGUCAUACUCAAGAAGGCCACGGAGUGCAUCUUCAGCAUGCAGACCGACGAACAGAGACUUGUUUCACUAAAGGAACAGUUGAGGAGAAAGGGGGAACAUUUGAAACGAAGGCUCGAACAGCUGAGGAACUCUCAUGUAUAAGUUUACAUGGUGAAAGGACUCGUAUUUUUAAGCCUCUAGACAUUUCUUUUGCAAAAUUAAGACUUGCUGUGUAUAGUUGUGAUGUUGCAUGCAAAUGCAAAAGUUUUUGAAUAAGAUGUCAACUACACAACCUUUGGAAUCUGACUGAUUUCAGUGGUUAACUGCCUCAGUUAAACUUAAGGAAAGGUGGUGAAUUAGAUUUAUUUGUAUUUAAGUCAUUUAUUUUUAUUAAUAAAAUAUAAAAAAGCAGGGCUACACAUUUGGCAGCCUUAACUUAAAUAUUAAUUUGUUUUGUUUUUUUACGUUUUUGUAAAUAAGGAUUUCAUAUUUGCUAAGAAAUGUAUUUUUGAAUGUCCAGACAAGACUUGGUUUCAUCAGAUAGUGUAUGGUUUGCCAUAAAUGUUCUUUUGAUUCUAAAACAUAAAUGCAUUUCUUUAAGAACUUU